This is a messenger RNA of Naegleria fowleri, 1434 nucleotides long. RefSeq lists its product as uncharacterized. The transcript has a single exon. The coding region runs from base 1 to 1434 and encodes 477 amino acids. Lineage: Eukaryota; Heterolobosea; Eutetramitea; Acrasida; Naegleriidae. The record is from RefSeq and is a predicted model, not a curated record.
AUGCCCUUGACUCCUCUUCCGAAUAAUAACAGCUCAACUUCAGCCCCUCCAUCAUCCUCUGCUUCGGGACCAACACUGCAGAGAUCAUCAACCAUAGGGAUGAAUACCAUCAUCAUGAACGCUACCACGGGUCCUUAUGGAUCUGCUUCUACGAGUGCUUUAAAUGUGGGACGAAAUUUAUCAACGGCAUCGUCCACAGUUCCUUCUCGAAAAGCCUCUCAACCUCCUGUAACGACUAACACAAUGAUUUCUCUUGGAGUAGCACCAUCGUCAUUAUUGAUGGGUACUAAUAGCAGUUCAGUAAUGACUACCAAUUAUAAUAAUAAUAAUAAUCAAAAUAAUAAUAAUAAUCACAUUUCCAACAAUAUCUCCACAACAAAUGGAACACCCUCAUCAUCAUCAUCAACAACCUCUCACACUAGUAAAGAAUAUGAACAAGUGAAUCAAGUAUUUGAUGGCCUUUCCAUGAGUAUUCAUCAAUUGUAUCAUCAAUUAAAACAAACACAGGAUAGUAUUCGGAAAAUAUCGGAGACUCAACAGUUACAGUUGGACCCAAAUUUGAGCACAACAACUGCCCAUAGUCAACGUUUUCUUGAUCGAUAUGGCCAAGAAGAUCAGCAAAAACAAGACUCGCUCACACUCGAGGAGGUGACAAAUGAUCAGGUUCUUGUGAACGCUUCAGCAACUCGGAGUGCAUCACCAGUAACAUCCUCAUCUCUUCCUUCAUCAUCAACAAAGGACACAACAUUCUCAACUACUUUCAACAAUAGUACUGGUGUAGCAAAGACAACAGCUAUUAUUGAACGACCUUCUUUCCUAAAGAAUGUGCCUUCUGAUAUCUCUUCGUCACUUAAUGACACAUCGAUAUUUUCAGAGCUGCAAUUAGAGUUAACUUUGAAAAAUGAGGAAAAUGCAACACUAAAAUUGAGAAUUGAAGAAUUACUACAUCAAAUAGAAACACUCCAAAAAAGAGUUUCUUCCAGCACCUAUGUGAUUGAACCAGUUUCAAAACCAGUUGCUUCUCAGACUAAUGAUGAAGAAUCGAUCGAAUUCUUAAAGGAACAACUUGCAACUCAAAAGGAAAUUAAUAGAAUUCAAUCUGUCAAAGUUGCUAAUUAUGAAUCAGCCAUCAAAUUGAUACUUUCAAGAUCUCACGACAAAAUGGAAGAGCUCAAACGAGAAAAUAACACCAUGACGGAAUUAAUGAAAAAGGAAAAUCAAACGUUACAAGCUUUAAAUUCCAAGCUUUUAAAUCAAAAUAUAAUCUUAAAAUCAAGACUGUUGGAGGUCAUGGAAGUGUUGCGAGACGCCGCACGACAACGAGAUCUUGAACUUGUAAAAAAUGAAAGUGUUUUAGAAUCAUACAUGAAAGAACGAGAAUUAUUACUUUCAUUGUUAAAGAUUUCAGAGGAAACUGAAACCACCACGCCAUGA